CCCGCCAACACGUGUAAUGCCUUCCGUAAACUCUUAACGAGGCAUACAUAAUAAAAACAAACGUUGGAAAAAUAUUAAUAAUUGCCACUUACAAAUACACAGCUUCGCAAAGAAACCUAAUAUAAGAAAUUACAAGGAAAAUGUCAGCUGCGAGUGUUUAUCCUUCCUACCUAACACGACUAUAUGAAUUGGAAAUUGGACUUAAUCGAAACGUACAAAAGCAAAUGCGUAACACAGAACCCUUAUUACAAGAUGUUAAUACCUAUCUGGAUCCCCAAAUGAUUAUGGACGCCUGGUUGCCCUUGGUAGGGACUUUGAGCCAUAAACUGUUGGUUCGUAUGGCUGUCUCGGUUAGUUUGCUCAAUCUGUUGACUUCCUUAAUUAAAUGGAUUGCACCGGAACACCGUCCAAUCUGGUGGUUGAAGGAAUACAAUAGCCGUUAUAAGUUUAAAGGUUUCAAUACGGGGGCAAAUACGUGUGACACAAGCGCCGGGUUUCCUUCGAGUCAUUCGGUUACAUUUACUGCCUUUGCCUUCAUCUUCUUCCAUUGGCUUUUAUUAAAAUUGGGUAGACAAUGCCAUAUGAGCAAAGUGGAGAAGUGCGUUUUGACACAUGCUAUGGUCUCGUUACCAUUGAUUUUGCUGUGGUGUGGACGCUUAUAUUUCCUCACCGAAUUCCUGCAUCAGUGCAUUGGCGGCAGUAUUUUGGCAAUGGCUGGCAUACAUUUUCUUAAUCGUAAUACCGCAGUAUUGUUGAAAUUCUCCAAAUUAUGCGCUGUGAUGUUUGUGGUAGCAGCUGGUAUGCUGCCUUUGGGUAUAUAUUUUGCCAUGUUGCAUUUGGAUGAAGACCCCCAUUGGUCUGUAAGAAUGGCUUUCAAAUGGUGUUCAGAGGUUACUUCAAUGCGUCAUGAAGCAGGCCCCAUUUAUGUUCUCUUCCGUGACUAUGGUUAUUUAUUGGGAGUGGCAUUGUCCUGUCCAAUGCUUCAAAGUUACAAGAACGGCAAUAAUAAUAAUAUCUACAAACGUCUUCCCGCCACUCUGCUUUUGAUAUUUCUUAAUUUUACGGCCCUUCAGAAUACACCAAAACAUAUGGGACGUUGGGUCUUUCUGAUUUAUGAACUCGUUCGCAAUUGUGUGCAAUCUUACACACUUCUAUCGAUAUUUCCCAAAAUUUGUAAGUGAAUCUUCUGUUAAAUAAAUAAAACACACAUGAGCAAAACCUUUACAAA
Molecule: messenger RNA, 1228 nt
Organism: Stomoxys calcitrans (stable fly)
Lineage: Eukaryota; Metazoa; Arthropoda; Insecta; Diptera; Muscidae
Gene: G6P
Product: glucose-6-phosphatase 2
Exons: 5
Coding region: 141-1181 (346 amino acids)
Biological process (GO): glucose 6-phosphate metabolic process; gluconeogenesis
Cellular component (GO): membrane
Molecular function (GO): glucose-6-phosphatase activity
Source: RefSeq, a predicted model, not a curated record